CUAUUUUCUUUCCCAAAAAUGAUGUCCACUGUUCAUCUCCUCCUGAUUUUUUUCUUCUCUUUCUUUGGAAUUGCAUCCUACCUACGAGUUAUUCAACCUGUUUCAUGCACCAAAAGCCCUAUUUUCAGAUGCUCUGAAAUGGAGACAAAAGCCCUUCUUAGCUUCAAAGAAGGUCUCACAGAUCCAUUGGGUCGUCUCUCGUCUUGGGUUGGUGAGGAUUGCUGCAACUGGACAGGCGUUGGCUGUGACAAUUCCACAGGUCAUAUCGUCAAUCUAGACCUCAGAAACUCAUUACCGGUGGCUGAAUUAGAAUAUAUUGAAGAUGCUAAUUCUUAUUCACUCAUAGAAUAUGAGGUUUACAGUGAUGAAAAAAUAAAAGCUUUCGAGAAGUCGUGCUUGGGGGGUAAGAUAAGUCCUUCAUUACUCAAUUUAAAGCAUUUGAGUUACUUGGACCUAAGCCUGAAUAAUUUUAGUGGAAACACUAUUCCCAAGUUUUUGGGUUCCCUUGAGAGUUUGAUGUAUCUUAAUCUCUCUUUCUCAUUUUUUUCGGGAGUUGUUCCUCCCCAACUUGGGAAUCUCUCAAGGCUACAAUAUCUAGACCUCACCUCAUCUCCAUCUUCAAGCAAUUACACCGACUCAAUUUACUUUCCACCAUGGAGAUUGGAAGUCAAAAGCCUGGAGUGGUUGGUUGGUUUUCCUUCUCUUAGGUACCUUAAUUUGGGAUAUGUAAAUCUUGAAAAAGUACCCGAUUGGCUUCAUUCAGUUAAUAUGCUCCCUUCCUUGGUGGAGUUACACCUAGUUCACUGUAACCUCGCUAGUCUUCCUCACUUUGUUUUCUCCAACAACUUGACAUUGCUUUCGGUCCUUGAUCUCUCUUACAACCAUUUUGACUCCUUAAUACCUCAUUGGUUGUCAAAUCUGAGUAGCCUUUCAACUAUAAAUCUUGCGUUCAAUUUUCUUAGAGGUGUUAUUCCAGAUGGUAUGGGACAUCUAGCCAACUUGCGCAACUUGAAAUUAGCUGGCAACGAUCUAAUUGGAAAGAUACCGAACUCAUUUUCAAACCUUUGCAACUUGCAAACAUUAAAUCUGUGGUCCAACAACAUAAGUGGGGAGGUAGUUGAGUUUUUGGAUGGCUUGUCUCAAUGUUCCAACAGUAGCCUUGAGUAUCUAGAUUUGAGUGCAAAUUCCUUUCUUGGGGGGAACUUGCCCUAUUCAUUGGGAGGUCUCAAGAAGUUGAAAACUAUUUACCUAUUUCAAACCUCUGUUGGGGGUUCAAUUCCAAAUUCUAUUGGAAACUUGACGUCAUUACAAGAACUUGACCUCUCUGGAAGCUCUGUUGGGGGUUCAAUUCCAGAUUCUAUUGGAAACUUGACGUCAUUGCAAGAACUUUACCUCUCUAGAAGCUCUGUUGGGGGUUCAAUUCCAGAUUCUAUUGGAAACUUGACGUCAUUGCAAACACUUGACCUCUCAUAUAAUCAAAUGAACGGAGCCAUUCCAGAAAGCAUCGGGAAACUGUCAAUGCUUGUUUCACUGAGCCUUUCUUCGAAUCCUUGGGAAGGUUUCCUAACUGAAGCUCAUUUUCAAAAUCUCACCAGAUUAAAGUUUCUUAAUUUGGAUAUGAAAUUUUCUACGAAAUUGACUUUAGUUUUUGAUGUCAAACAUGACUGGGUUCCUCCUUUUAAGCUAAGAGAAAUUCAAUUAAGAAACAUGAAGAUCGGCCCAAAGUUUCCAGCAUGGCUACAAACACAAAAUAAACUCAACAUUAUUUGGCUCGACAAUGUUGGCAUUUCUGACACCAUUCCGCAUGGCCUCUGGAAGUCCUGCCCAAACGUCAUUCUUUGGAGUCUAUCCGGUAACAAGCUACGUGGGCAGGUACCAUACUUUCAAUUUGACCCUUCGGCAAAUUAUUUUGAUUUGAGUUCCAACAACUUAGAGGGUCCACUUCCUCUUUUUCAUAGUAAUCUGUCUCAACUAUUUCUUCAAAACAAUAUGUUUUCUGGAGCUAUUCCUGAAAACAUAAGUGAACUAUUGCCCAAGUUAUCUUGGUUGGACCUUUCUUCAAAUUCAAUUACUGGUAGAAUUCCCCACUCUAUUGGAAUGCUUAAGGAAUUGACAGGUCUUGUUUUGAGAAAUAAUUCCAUAUCCAGGAAACUCCCCCCUCAUUGGAAGGAUUUACGGAAGUUAGUGGUGUUGAACUUAGCAAAGAACAAUAUAUCUGGCAGUGUUCCAAGUUCAAUGCAAUAUUUGAAAUCACUAGAGCAAAUAUCAUUGAGCCAAAAUCAUCUUGAAGGAGAGCUUCCUUUUUUCUUCAGAAACUAUAGAUACUUGCGAAUGCUUGAUCUUGGAGGAAACAACUUCUCUGGAAAACUUCCGGCAUGGAUAGGAGAAAGUUUAUCAUAUUUAUUGGGGUUAAGGCUACGGUCCAACUUGUUUCACGGGAACAUACCAUCUCAAUUAUGUCUACUUUCAAGACUUCAUAUCCUAGACCUUGCACAUAAUGAUUUUUCAGGAGCAAUCCCUCAAUGUUUAGGAAACUUCAGUGAUGAUGGAUAUAGUCGUUAUUAUAACUAUAGUGAUCAGGAAAUGCUGCUAGUUUCUAAAGGAAGAGAAUAUCUAUACGAUAGUUAUAUUGUUAGUCUUUUCCAUUCCAUAGACCUGUCGAAUAAUAAUUUAUCCGGAGAAAUACCUGGUAAUAUAACAAGCCUCUUAAGAUUGGUCAACUUGAAUUUAUCAAUGAAUCAUCUUAUUGGAAGAAUUCCAGAAAAAAUUGGGGAUUUACACAUGUUAGAAUCACUUGAUCUCUCAAUGAAUGAACUUUCUGGUCCUAUCCCUGAAAGCUUGUCUUCUUUGACCUUUUUAAGUCACUUGAAUUUGUCAUUCAACAACUUGUCUGGGAAAAUUCCAAACGGGAAUCAACUUCAAACACUGUAUGAUGAUGACUCUUCUAUCUACGAAGGUAACUCUUUACUCUGUGGGCCUCCUCUUUCAACCAAGUGUUCAAAAGAUGAAACUAAACCUAGAGUAGCCAACAAAAAUGAAAGGGGAAUUGAGUCAAUCUCAUUCUACAUUAGCAUGCCAGCGGGGUUUAUCGUCGGUUUUUGGGGAGUUUGUGGCACAUUGAUAAUCAAAACAUCAUGGAGACAUGCUUACUUUCGAAGCUUUGAUAAUUUGAAAGACAAGAUUGCUGUCAUGGUCAAAAUUGUUCGCUUGUUCAGGAAGGUGAAGUAG
Molecule: messenger RNA, 3228 nt
Organism: Alnus glutinosa
Lineage: Eukaryota; Viridiplantae; Streptophyta; Magnoliopsida; Fagales; Betulaceae
Product: receptor-like protein EIX2
Exons: 1
Coding region: 19-3228 (1069 amino acids)
Molecular function (GO): receptor serine/threonine kinase binding
Source: RefSeq, a predicted model, not a curated record